AUGUCAACAAGGGAAUUAAUUGAGGAAGCGAACCCCCAUUUAAGACAAUACCUAGUUUCUCUUGAUGACUUCACAAUCGGUCGUAGUAUCGGUGAAGGUGCUUUUGGAAAAGUUUAUCUUGGCACACACAAAGCUACAGGAUUAGAAUGCGCAAUCAAGGAAUUGAUAGCAGAAACUCUUGAAGAUCGCGAUAAGGUUGAAUUUAUUCGUGAAACAUCUGUAUUAGCUGAAUGUAAUGACAUGUUUUUGUUACCAUUUCUUGGUUGGACAGCAGAAAAGCCAUAUUCAAUCAUUACACAGUUUGCACCAAACAGCUCUCUUUUUGAUGCAUUAAGAAAGAAAGGCAAAGCGCCUGAACUCACAGGAACAAUGCGAACUAUCAUCAUGAUUGGUGUUGCAAGAGCAAUGAACGCAUUACACCAGAAGAAAGUAAUCCACAGAGAUCUCAAAUCGCUUAACGUAUUGCUAGAUAGUCGUUGCUAUCCAUGGGUUUGCGAUUUUGGUUUAUCUUUAUUCGAAAAUGAAAACGCUAUCAAGACAAAAGAUAUCGGUACACCACACUGGAUGGCUCCUGAACUCUUUGAUUCGGACAAUUAUACAAACAAAGUCGACGUUUACGCUUACGGAAUUUUACUUUGGGAAUUACUUACGGGAUCAACACCAUACAAAGGCAAAUCCUCCAUACAAAUCGCUAUUGCUGUUUGCCAGCAUGGAGAGAGGCCGCCAAUCCCAAUAGGAACUCCAAAACCAUUAAUUUCUUUAAUUAAAUCUUGCUGGCACCAGGACCCGAACAAAAGACCAUCCUUCUCAAAAAUCGUUUCCGUGCUCAUGAAGAAGCAAGUUAUGUUCAGAGGAACAGAAGAAGCAGAACUUGACGAAUUUUUCAACAACAUGAAGGAAUACGAUGCUCUUAAGGCUUCCGGACAAGCUGUUGGAUCAUAUCCAUUAGGAAAUCCACUCUACAUCGCGUCAAUGUGUCAAGGAAUUUCCGAAAAUUCGACAGAAUCCCAGAAAGUUGCAAAUCCAUCAGAACUUGGCAAUCCUAAUUACAAAUACUAUAUCGAAAACAUCAAAUUAUGCGUUAAACUCUACACAGGACCUGAAAAUAUCAGAAGAUUUUACGAUAUGCUCAUUCCUGCACUUGUUGGAGAUAAAAGUGAAGAUUGCAGAGUAUCUAACGCUAUUCUGAACACUUGUUAUCGAUUAAUGCUCAAACAAGACUAUUGUUUCAACGCAUUCUUCCAAUCCAAGCUUUUUGGAACAUUACCGACUAACAAACAGAAUUGUACGAAUAACAUUUACGAUAUUUUACAUCUCUACUUCGAAAGAAGACCAGAUUUAAUAGAAACUGAUUUAUUAUACUUUAUUUCACCAUUAACUCAGUUUGCACCUCACAAGAUGCUUAAACUGAUAUCGUUUAACCUUAAUAACUUCGGCCAAUACAUGAAUGGAUGGCAAGUUGCAAAUUAUUACCUAAUGAUUGCUCCAACGAUGAUCAGGAGUACAUCAGGAGAUAAAUACAUUAAGUAUCUGAUCUAUUUGAUGACGAAAUACCCUAAUUUCAACGCUCAAUACAAGAUGAUGGUUGUUCAGAUCCUUAUUGCAGCAAUUCAGCAGUUUAGACCUGAUAUUUCCAAUCUAGCCUAUUCAUAUUUGAUCAAGCUUCAAAUACCAAAGGUUUCCAUUGCUCCUGAAGUAAUAUUAAAAUCAUUAUCUACACAAGGAUGCGAAUCUGGAGCCAUUUCCUAUCUCCUCUUGACAGAUCCAUCAUCAUUCGCCUUCACACCACAGAUAAUUGACCAAUUAAUCACUCUUUGUUCGACAAAUAAAUCAACUUACGCUUUACUUUACAUAAUUGGUCAGAGGAACGAUUGUUUCACUUUCUUCUUCCCAGAUUACGUAGCGACUUGGCUUAUCGAUGGUCGUCUUCCUCUAGAUAAAGCGAUGAUUUUAAUGGCGAUCAUUAUGUGCCAUACAGAAUACCGGCCUUACAUCGCUCAUGUCCGCCAACUUCCUGAUUGGCUGGCUCUUCUUGCUCAGACCCUUAAUAUGACAACCAUCUCAUUUACAUCUAUGAUGAUUGACAAGCUUUCUAUACCAAAGAACCUCAUACCAAAGCUAAAUGCGGCUGGCUACUUCAAAGCUUAUAUUGACAACACAAUUAAAUUAUCAGAUCCGAAACUUCUUCAAUCUACAAUUUACAUGAUAGAUGCUGCAAGCAGAAUCAUGUAUAUACCUGAUUUCAAGAAGUUCGACACCAAAUUAGUUGAAGUUGCCCUUUCUGACGACUCGAAACUUUCAAUCGGAGCUUUGUCCGCUCUUACAAUGAGAAGUUUGAGACCAGAAGGAGCUGCUGAAGUCAAAAGCCUUGAAAGACUUAGCGAUGUAAUGAAGAAAUUCGAAACUGUUGAAAAUGCAAGACCAUUUUUGGAUCUUCUUCAGAAGAAUUUCGCUUCUGCUUAG
Molecule: messenger RNA, 2463 nt
Organism: Trichomonas vaginalis G3
Lineage: Eukaryota; Parabasalia; Trichomonadida; Trichomonadidae
Product: protein kinase protein
Exons: 1
Coding region: 1-2463 (820 amino acids)
Biological process (GO): protein phosphorylation; signal transduction
Cellular component (GO): cytoplasm
Molecular function (GO): ATP binding; protein kinase activity
Source: RefSeq, a predicted model, not a curated record